AUGGCUCCAACACUCUCUACCGUUAACUUCGCAGACCCAGCUGAAGUAACCGAGUUCGUGGUUAACAAAGCCAACGGCGUAAAGGGUUUAUCAGAAACAGGAAUCAAAGCUCUUCCAGACCAAUACAUUCAACCUUUUGAAGAGCGUCUCAUCAACAAGUUCGUCAACGAGACAGAUGAAUCCAUUCCUGUCAUCGACAUGUCGAACCCUGAUGAAAGCAAAGUCGCUGAAGCUAUCUGUGAGGCUGCUGAGAAAUGGGGUUUCUUUCAAGUGAUCAACCAUGGAGUUCCUUUGGAUGUUCUUGAUAAUGUUAAGGCUGCGACUCACAGGUUCUUUAACCUCCCUGUUGAGGAGAAGAGCAGGUUCACAAAGGAGAAUUCUCUGUCGAGCAAUGUUAGGUUCGGUACUAGUUUCAGUCCUCGUGCUGAGAAAGCUCUCGAGUGGAAAGAUUAUCUUAGUCUCUUCUUUGUAUCUGAAGCUGAAGCUGAACAGUUUUGGCCUGAUGUUUGCAAGAAUGAAACUCUAGAGUACAUGAACAAGUCCAAGACAAUGGUGAGGAAGCUUCUAAAGUAUCUAGGAAAGAAUCUCAACGUGAAAGAGCUAGACGAGACCAAAGAGUCACUCUUCAUGGGCUCAAUCCGAGUCAACCUCAACUACUAUCCCAUCUGUCCUAACCCUGACCUAACCGUUGGCGUUGGUCGUCACUCAGACGUCUCUUCCCUCACCAUCCUCUUACAAGACCACAUAGGUGGCCUCCACGUACGUUCCCUAACCUCAGGGAACUGGGUGCACGUGCCACCCGUUCCUGGAUCCUUUGUCAUCAACAUAGGAGACGCCAUGCAGAUCUUGAGCAACGGUCGUUACAAGAGCGUGGAGCAUCGUGUCUUAGCUAAUGGUAGCAACAAUAGAAUCUCUGUUCCAAUCUUUGUGAAUCCAAAACCAGAGUCAGUGAUUGGUCCUCUCCCUGAGGUGAUCGCAAAUGGUGAGAAACCGGUUUACAGAGACGUUGUGUACUCUGAUUACGUCAAGUACUUCUUCAAGAAGGCACAUGAUGGAAAAAAAACAGUUGACUUAGCCAAGAUAUGA
Messenger RNA from Eruca vesicaria subsp. sativa (arugula), 1086 nucleotides. Lineage: Eukaryota; Viridiplantae; Streptophyta; Magnoliopsida; Brassicales; Brassicaceae. The record is from the annotation of a GenBank genome assembly.